AUGACGAUGUUUUUGUUGGCUUUCCUCUUACCGUUUACUUUUCAAAUAUUCCAAGUUGAAGGGAUAGAAGAUACGUUUUAUUAUCAUAAUAAUAUCCAAUGUAUCAAGUGUAAACGAGGACAAAAAAUAUCAAAUCAUUGUACCAGUCCAGGGGGCUAUUCGGAGUGUGUUCCUUGUGAGGAGGGUACAUAUGCUUUUAGACUCAGUUCUUCAACAUCAUGUGGAAAGUGUAAAGACUGCAGCCAUACCGACCAAAUAAUAAAGAAGAACUGUACACCAGAAAGGGAUACCGAAUGCCAAUGUCCUGAUAAGAAAUAUUAUGAUCUAGAAUUGUGUAAGUCUUGUGAACCACCUCGUAUUAAAAAGGUUCGGGAUGAAAAAGAGUAUUGUGAGGAAUGUGACCAUGGUACUUACUUUAAUAAUACUGUAAAAAAUUGUGUUAAAUGUGAUCCUUGUACGGGAGAUCAAGUAACCCAUGUUUGUAAUGCAACUCAUAAUACAUGUAUACAACUAUCCACCACAACAGCUGGUCUUAGUGGUCUUGAAAUGGCACUCACCGUAAUAGUGAUAGGUUUAGUAAUUGUUAUAGCCUUGUUAGUUAUACUCUACUGUUUGAAAGAAAAGAAAAAGUGUUGUUUUAGAAAGAAUGAAGAUAUAUUGAGUUCGAAGCCAGAGUGGCUAAAAAGAAUCCGUAAGAUAUUGAUAAAACAUCUGGACAAGAUUGAUCUUUUUGUUGAACAUUUAGUAACCCAAGAAUUCAACGCAACCGCUAAAUGGGCACAGUUAGAUAACAAAGAUAUCGAAACACGAUUCUCCAAGUUCAUGAACUUAUGGUACGAACAGACUAAAGAUCCAAGUCUAACACAAAUAUUAUCAGCUUUAGAAGAAAUAGAUAAAAAUGACUUAAUCAAAACAAUUCAGAACAAUGACAAUCUUAAAGAACAACUUGUUAAUGAAGAAACUGAGAGACAAAAUGUUUCCUGUGAUAUGAACAACAUAGAUGAAGUGAGAUUUCUGCCUCGAGAGACUAUGAAGAAAAUACCUAUCGUGUUUACUAUUUUCUGUCUCAAAAGGCCAGAAAUUCACCGUGUGCGGGCGUCUAAGCUGCCAGCUGAGCUAGAAAAAUUAGCUAACCAAUAA
This is a messenger RNA of Lottia gigantea (owl limpet), 1140 nucleotides long. RefSeq lists its product as hypothetical. NCBI's taxonomy places the organism in Eukaryota, Metazoa, Mollusca, Gastropoda, Lottiidae. The record is from RefSeq and is a predicted model, not a curated record. Gene Ontology annotation, molecular function: tumor necrosis factor receptor activity; tumor necrosis factor binding. The transcript is spliced from 7 exons. Gene Ontology annotation, biological process: inflammatory response; signal transduction; apoptotic process. Gene Ontology annotation, cellular component: membrane raft; mitochondrion; signaling receptor complex. The coding region runs from base 1 to 1140 and encodes 379 amino acids.